Molecule: messenger RNA, 2521 nt
Organism: Hypoxylon trugodes
Lineage: Eukaryota; Fungi; Ascomycota; Sordariomycetes; Xylariales; Hypoxylaceae
Product: mitochondrial carrier
Exons: 3
Coding region: 348-2453 (701 amino acids)
Biological process (GO): malate-aspartate shuttle; aspartate transmembrane transport; L-glutamate transmembrane transport
Molecular function (GO): L-glutamate transmembrane transporter activity; calcium ion binding; L-aspartate transmembrane transporter activity
Source: RefSeq, a predicted model, not a curated record
AAAUCACUCGUCCCCGUCCCCAUAAUUACCCUUCCACCGUUUUCCUUCUCAUAGAUGUUAUCGUCUUCUUUAGUCGUUUCUUUCACCCUCACUAUUUUUCUCUAGGACCCCAGUCGGCGUAAUCCCGAACUCCUCCGAUUUUACGCACAUUUUACUCCCGAGGCCCUUGCAUCGGCGCUCCACAACCGACGAUCGUGAAUUAUUCUUCUGAACUUGGUCAAUUCGGCGCGCUAAUCGAUAAGCUGCCGUCUUUUCCCACUUACCUAGGUAAUUCAUCUGGUCGCUUGGUCGGUGCCUCACUCUUGCCGAUAUCUGUUCCCUAAACGCCGCAAACCGACCACGCCGAAAUGUCAACGUCAACAACUGUGAAGGAGGCGGUCAAGGAGACUCUCCUUGGCUCGGAGGAGCCUUCGAACCUCUCUGCUACCCACCGCGCGCUAUUUUUGAACAAUGCCAAGAAAGAUGAGCAGACGGGGGAGUUGGUUAUGGGACCGGAUGAGUUCAUUGAAGCUAUUGCGCCACCUACCGAAGACUAUCACAAGAUUAGUCGUGACCAAUACGGUCUCUUAUUCCGCGUAGCCGACCGUAAAGGUGCUGGGAAGGUGACACUUGGCGACUGGGCCGCCUUCGAGAACCUCUUAAUGAAACCUGACGCCGAAUACGAGAUCGCAUUCCGACUCUUCGACAUAAGUCGCACCGGAAGUGUCAAGUAUGACGACUUCAGACAGCUAUACGAGCGCAACAAAGGAUCCAACAGCAUCCCCUUCGAUUGGGACUGUGAGUGGGCAAAGUUGUACAUCGGCGACAAGUCUAAACGGCACACCCUUACAUACCCCGAGUUCUCCCAGAUGCUUCGCGGUCUACAGGGUGAGAGGAUCAGACAAGCUUUUCAGAUAUUUGACAAGGACAGAGAUGGCUACAUCGAGCCGGAGGAUUUCGCAAGAAUCAUUCUCGAAACAUCCAAACACAAGCUCUCCGAUCACCUCUUGGAGAAUCUGACCUCGCUCUGCAACAUAUCCACUGGCAGUAGGAUUUCUUACGCCAAUGUUCGAGCUUUCCAGAAUAUGAUCAAGGAGAUGGACUUAGUGGAGCUUAUAAUUCGUCAGGCCUGCAAGAAGAGCGCCGACGGGAAGAUUACGAGAACUGAGUUCUUAAACGAGGCAGCCAAAGUUACCAGGUUUUCUCUUUUCACCCCAAUGGAAGCAGACAUCCUCUUCCACUUCGCCAGCUUAGAUGAACCAUCUGGCCGCUUAAGCCUCACCGACUUUGCGAAGGUCUUAGAUCCAUCAUGGCGACACCGUGGUGUCUCAGAAGAAUCCCAAGGUCAACAACUUCACAAAGCCAAGUCUGCUACACAGUCUUUCCUUUUACAGGCUGCCGAGUCUGGCUAUAACUUCUUACUUGGAAGUGCGGCUGGUGCCUUUGGUGCCUUUAUGGUGUAUCCCAUCGACUUGGUUAAGACGCGAAUGCAAAACCAACGAGGUGCCGACCCGGGACAGAGACUUUACAAGAACUCCGUCGAUUGUUUUAAGAAGGUCAUCGCAAAUGAGGGUUUCCGUGGCCUGUACUCUGGAGUCUUGCCUCAGCUAGUCGGUGUCGCUCCAGAAAAGGCCAUCAAACUAACCGUAAACGAUCUCGUCCGAGGUUUCUUUACGGACCAGAAGACGGGCAACAUCCGAUGGGAACAUGAGGUCCUAGCCGGUGGUAGUGCUGGUGCUUGCCAAGUCGUGUUCACCAAUCCCCUCGAGAUUGUCAAGAUUCGACUACAAGUUCAGGGUGAAGUCGCAAAAGCUACUGAAGGUGCCCAGAAACGUUCUGCGAUGUGGAUUGUUAAGAACUUGGGUCUCGCAGGUCUCUACAAGGGUGCCUCAGCUUGCUUACUUCGAGAUGUGCCAUUCUCGGCAAUCUACUUCCCCACCUACAGCCAUCUCAAGAAGGAUCUUUUUGGAGAAUCCCCCACCAAGAAGCUUGGGAUCCUUCAGCUCUUGACGGCCGGUGCCAUUGCUGGUAUGCCUGCCGCUUAUCUCACAACACCUUGCGAUGUUAUCAAGACCCGAUUACAAGUUGAGGCACGCAAGGGCGAUACGAAUUACACUGGUCUACGACACGCAGCAACCACGAUUAUGAAGGAAGAGGGUUUUAAGGCAUUUUUCAAGGGCGGCCCGGCCCGUAUUCUUCGAUCUUCCCCUCAAUUUGGUUUUACCCUUGCAGCAUACGAAGUUCUACAGAGCGUCUUACCAUUCCCCGGCAAGGCAAAGCCAGAACAGGUUCACACCGGCGUCGCUGAUGUCGUUGAUACGAUCCGAGAGAAGGACGUCGCCUCACCUCAUGCUCGCAGCCGAAAUGCUCUCAAGAUGAUCCUAGAUCUCGACGAGAAUUUCGGACGCAUCAAGCUCCCAGACCACGAGACGUGGAAGACCCUGCCUAAGUUCCUUGGCGGUGGUAAGUCAUAAUGAUACACUAGAGAGAACACUACACAGUUCUCGCCUUGUUCCAUUUCAAUGUUUUUCUCAAGGCACAU